Gossypium raimondii (Peruvian cotton) is the source of this 1527-nucleotide messenger RNA. RefSeq names its product probable aspartic proteinase GIP2. The coding region runs from base 40 to 1341 and encodes 433 amino acids. The record is from RefSeq and is a predicted model, not a curated record. The transcript has a single exon. Gene Ontology annotation, molecular function: aspartic-type endopeptidase activity. Gene Ontology annotation, biological process: proteolysis. Lineage: Eukaryota; Viridiplantae; Streptophyta; Magnoliopsida; Malvales; Malvaceae.
UUGCCUCUCACUACCUAUUUCCCCUUUCAUCUUUCAAUCAUGGCUUCUCUUCAGUAUCUUCUCUUCAUUUCAUUCUUAGUUUUCUUUGUUGCUCCUGGUUUAGCCCAACAGUCGUUCCGCCCCAAGGCCCUGGUCGUUCCAGUCUCUAAAGACGCCUCCACACUUCAAUACCUCACCACUAUUAACCAAAGGACACCCUUUGUUCCUAUACGCGUUGUGGUUGAUCUCGGUGGCCGAUACUUGUGGGUUGAUUGUGAACGGGAUUAUGUUUCAUCGACUUACCGUCCUGCCAGGUGCAGUUCAGCCCAAUGCUCGCUGGCUGGAGCCAAUGGGUGCGGAGAUUGUUUCGAUGGACCAAGGCCAGGGUGCAACAACAAUACAUGUGCUGUCGGACCCGGCAACACCGUCACUAACACCGCCGGUCCUGGUGAGGUUGCACAAGAUGUUGUCUCUCUGCAAUCAACUGAUGGGAGGAAUCCUGGCAGAGUGGUAACCGUGCCUAGAUUCCUUUUCGCUUGUGCACCAACUUCCCUGCUUCAAGGCCUUGCUAACGGUGUUGUGGGAAUGGCUGGUUUCGGUAGGUAUAGAAUUGGGCUUCCUUCGCAAUUCUCUGCUGCUUUCAGUUUCCGAAGGAAAUUCGCCAUUUGUCUCUCGUCAGCCAAUGGUGUUAUUUUCUUCGGUGAUGGUCCCUACGUGUUCCUCCCUGGAGUUGAUGCAUCAGAAUCGCUUACUUUCACACCGCUCUUCAUUAACCCUAUCAGCACAGCCCCUUCUUUCCCUCUCGGUGAACCUUCCGCCGAGUAUUUCAUCGGCGUUAAGUCCAUCAAAGUGAACGAAAAACCCGUCUCACUGAAUACAACGUUACUGUCCAUUAACAGCGAAGGUGUUGGGGGCACAAAGAUUAGCACCGUGAAUCCCUACACUGCCCUAGAGGCUUCCAUCUUCAAAGCUGUGACUGAGGCCUUCAUUAAUGAAGCUGCUGCUAGGAACAUCACCAGGGUGGCUGGUGUGGCCCCAUUUGAGGUAUGUUUCAGCUCAAGAAACAUUGUAGGGACACGUUUAGGAGCAGCGGUGCCAUCAAUAGACCUCGUGUUGCAGAACGAGAAUACUUUUUGGAGGAUUUUUGGGGCAAACUCGAUGGUCGAGGUUAGCAGGGAAGUGUCGUGUCUUGGGUUCGUGAAUGGUGGCUCGAACCCAAUGACUUCCAUUGUUAUUGGAGGGUACCAACUGGAGGACACUCUUCUUCAGUUUGAUUUGGCAACUUCAAGGCUGGGGUUCAGCUCUACCCUUUUGGGUAGGCAAACUACUUGCGCCAAUUUCAACUUCACAUCUAAUGCUUAGAUGGCAUACGGUAGAAAUAAAUUUUACAAAUUAUAAUGUUGUGAGCAAUUAAUGGCCAUAAGAGAUAAUAAUCUGCAUCCUACCUCUAUUUAGUUUCUAUUCAAAUUCCAAACAAAAGAUGAAGUUUAUAGCUUACAAUUAUUUUGAAUGAUUUUUAUAUUUAAUAUGUUUAGAUGUUUUCGUUUA